Molecule: messenger RNA, 567 nt
Organism: Eruca vesicaria subsp. sativa (arugula)
Lineage: Eukaryota; Viridiplantae; Streptophyta; Magnoliopsida; Brassicales; Brassicaceae
Source: the annotation of a GenBank genome assembly
AUGGGAAUGGUUGCCACCACUCUACCCCCAAGUCAAGCUCCAGUGAUGAUGUCAACGAUGUACAACCAGCAGCAUGGUUUCAGAAGCAGUCAGAUUACAGAACAAAACCUUGGGGCACAAGUAUCAACAAUGAUUGUAGGUCAGCACAAUCUCAGACAACCUUUUGGUAUGUGCCAACAACCUUAUCCAAUGGUGUUCAAUCCGCCGCAGCAAUUCAUGAGACCUGAGAUCAAUCAGCUGAACCAAAUGGGAAUUGUUCCUAAUCUACUUCCUGUUCAAGCUCCAAUGAUGUACAAUCAGCAGUAUGGCAGUCAGAUUACAGAACCAAACCUUGGGGCAAUAAUGUUUUUAGGUCAGAACAAUCCCAAGCAACCUUUUGGUAUGCGCCAACAACCUUUUCAAAGUGCAGCAGCUCCAGUGAUGUACAACCAGCAGCAGCAAUCCAUGAGACCUCUGACUAAUCAGCAGAACCAAAUGAGUGCUAUGAGGAUGUUUAAUACUGGACAGUCUUCUUACCGUGGCAGAGGAGGUAGAGCCAGAGGACUUGGGAGGAGAGGUCGAGACUAA